GAAAACAUAGUUUUUUAAAUGAAGAGAACCACGUAGCUACAAGUAAGUUAUCCGGAAUUGAGUUUUCUUUAUCCUAAAGGUUAGCAACUUCCUUCACAUUUUAGUAGCUAGGAAGGUUAUUGUUUGGCCAUCCAUUUUCAAGUCCCGUGAUGUCAAAGGGAGUUGGCUUUCCGGUUGGCAAAAUAGCUAUUUAGUUAGCUAGAAAACACUAGCUGGUUUUCUAGCUACUUAUUUCAUAUUUAAUUCGACGUACAGAACAUUAUAUAAAGCAAGCAAGAGCACCGAAGUCGGAAGAUGGCAGACACCGCAAACAGGCUGCGUAAGCAGCUAGAAUCGGCGAAUUUCGACCCACAGUAUUAUGUCAAACAGCUUUCACAACAAUCUGAUGGCGACAGAGAUUUGCAGGAGCACCGUCAAAAAAUUCAGACACUGGCCGAUGAGACUGCGCAAAACUUGAAGAAAAAUGUGUAUAAGAAUUACAGGCAGUUCAUCGAAACUGCAAAAGAAAUCUCAUAUUUGGAGAGCGAAAUGUAUCAGCUGAGCCAUAUCCUAACGGAGCAGAAAAGUAUUAUGGAGAGCAUAACCCAGUCCCUUCUCUCAACUGAUAAGGAUGAAACUGCAAAGGAAAUGCUUGCUGCAUUCCCAAAAGAAACCGAAGAAGUGAAGCAGAGAACACUUACAACUCUGCUGGAAAAAGUAGAGGGGUGUAAAAACAUUAUGGACACCCCUGGCAGGUAUUUGGUGUACAAUGGCGACCUGCUGGAGUAUGAUGUUGAUAAUAUGUCGCAGAUCCAAAAGGUGCACGCUUUCCUGAUGAAUGACUGUCUCCUUAUUGCCACCUGGCUGCCAAACCGCCGUGGUGCUGUGAAGUACAAGUACAAUGCCCUGUAUGACCUGGAGAGCUUUGCUAUUGUCAACGUAAAGGACAACCCUCCAAUGAAAGACAUGUUUAAAAUCCUUAUGUUUCCAGAUAGUCGCAUUUUCCAGGCCGAGAACAGCAAGAUCAAGAAGGAGUGGCUGGAGAUCCUUGAUGAAACCAAGAAAAACAAAGCGGUGAAGGAAAGACACAAGAAAGAGGAAGAGGUGCCAAACUCACCGGUGCGGCCGGAGGUCUCCAACAACCCCUUUGACGUGGAGGACGAGCCCCUGAGCUCAGAGGAAGUUGUGGACCUGAGUUUGGAGUGGAUACAGGAGCUCCCGGAAGAUCUGGACGUGUGCAUAGCUCAGCGGGACUUUGAAGGCGCCGUAGACCUCUUGGACAAGCUCAACGACUACCUGAAGGACCAGCCUGUGAGCCCGCGCGUGAAGGAGCUGCGCGGAAAAGUGGACGAGCGCGUGAGACAGCUGACGGAGGUGCUAGUGUUCGAGCUCUCCCCAGACCGCUCACUCCGCGGGGGGCCCAAAGCUACCCGAAGGGCAGUGUCGCAGCUCAUCCGUCUGGGCCAGUCCACCAAGGCCUGCGAGCUCUUCCUGAAGAACCGGGCCGCCGCUGUGCAGACGGCCAUCCGGCAGCUACGCAUCGAGGGGGCCACCCUGCUCUACAUCCACAAGCUCUGCAACAUCUUCUUCACCAGCCUGCUGGAAACCGCCAAGGAGUUUGAGAUGGACUUCGCCGGCAACACCGGCUGCUACUCGGCGUUCGUGGUCUGGUCGCGUGCGGCCAUGAAGAUGUUCGUCGACGCCUUCAGCACGCAGGUGUUCGACAGCAAGGAGAGCCUCUCCACGGCCGCCGAGUGCGUCAAGGUGGCGAAGGAGCACUGCAAGCAGCUGAGCGAGAUCGGGCUGGACCUCACCUUCACUCUGCAGUCCCUGCUGGUCAAGGACAUCAAGGCGGCCCUUCAGAGCUACAAGGAGAUCAUAAUCGAGGCCACUAAGCACCGCAACUCUGAGGAGAUGUGGCGUAAGAUGAACCUGAUGACCCCCGAGGCGCUGGCCAAGCUGAAGGAGGAGAUGCGGAGCUGCGGCAUGGGCAGCUUUGAGCAGUACACGGGCGACGACUGCUGGGUCAACCUCAGCUACACCGUGGUGGCCUUCACCAAGCAGAUGAUGGUGUUCCUGGAGGAGGGCCUGAAGCUGUACUUUCCGGAGCUGCACAUGGUGCUGCUGGAGAGCCUACGGGAGAUCAUCCUGGUGGCCGUGCAGCACGUCGACUACAGCCUGCGCUGCGAGCAGGAGGCUGAGAAGAAGGCCUUCAUCCUCCAGAACGCCUCCUUCCUGCAUGAGACCGUCCUCCCCGUGGUGGAGAAGAGGUUUGAAGAAGGGGUGGGGAAGCCCGCCAAGCAGCUGCAGGACCUGCGGAAGAGUUCCCGGCCCAUGCGUGUCAACCCCGACAGCACCAUGUCUGUGGUGUGAAAAGAAGUGCCGGCGAGCUGUGGGUGGAACAUUUCAGGGAAUUUCAACUUUUAAGUGUGCAGGAGAAACCAUUUUGCUUGCAAAUUUCCCAUUUGUACAGGUUCCAUAGUUUUUACUGUUCUCAGCUCUUUGUUGUUAAAAUCAGCAUUAAACAAAUAUGUGUCGCGUCAACGUGUUUCUGUUUUUCUUUGCCCUUCCUGGGGUUUUUGAAAUGCAAUUAUCUAGAAAGCACAGAAUGUAGGCUAACUUUUGAACUGUUGAAAGAACCAAGAGUGGAAGUGAACUAGUGUAUGAAAUACGUUCCAAAAGAAUUGCACUGAAUUUAUGCCAAGGUCUCCUUCUCCCUUGGUAUUUGCUCUUAUGGGAGUAAGCUGUAUUUUAAUCAUGUUAGUUGAAUAUUAGAGCAUACUGUUACAGGAGACCCUUUUGGUAAGUUUGCCCUAAGUAAACUCUUCUGCAUAAUAUUGAGAAAAAACACUAAUGAUGCUACCCUUUGAUAUUAUAAUACAUAGUGCUUUCUGAAUUUAUAAAAGACUUGAUGAGGGUGCAAACAUGCGGCCCAAAAUAGUAGAGACUCAAUUGUGCCAAGUGUUUGAUUGUGUACAUACGUACAUUUACAAUGAAGCGUGAUUACAUAUGCGUUGUAUGUUGUACAAGCAUAAUUUGAAACAUUAUUUUUUGAAUCAAGUUUAGACUUCACUCAACCAAAUGUUCAAAUUAUCAAGGAGGAUUUUAAGUGUAAAUAAAUAAAUGAAAUCA
Conger conger (European conger) is the source of this 3111-nucleotide messenger RNA. It is a transcript of the gene exoc8, whose product is annotated as exocyst complex component 8. Bases 295 to 2352 code for a protein of 685 amino acids. The transcript has a single exon. The record is from RefSeq and is a predicted model, not a curated record. Gene Ontology annotation, biological process: intracellular protein localization; Golgi to plasma membrane transport; exocytosis. Lineage: Eukaryota; Metazoa; Chordata; Actinopteri; Anguilliformes; Congridae. Gene Ontology annotation, cellular component: exocyst.